ACUUCCGCUUUAAGUCCCGCCCUGCCCCGCUCAGACAAAAUGUUGUUGCGGUGUCUCGUCUCGUGAUUCCGCCGCUGUCCAUCGACAUGUUCGCUUCUCUGAGCGUCGCCGCUCUCACGCUGCUCCUCGGGGUUUGCUCAGCGCUCCAGGACGACGUCGUCCUGACGGAGGAACAGCCCGUCUUCGAGCCUUCGAAGUACGGCUCCCUGUGGCCUCUGCCGCAGAAAGUGCAGAUCUCGGAGGUUCCAUUCAAGCUGAUCGGCUCUAGCUUCAGAUUUGUCGACGCCAAAGGUUCAUCCGCCGGCCCGAGCUGCAGCGUCCUGCAGGAUGCCUACAGGAGGUACUACGAGUACUUGUUUGGCAGCUUUAAGAGUCAGGGGCAGGGCAAAGGCAGGAAGCCAGGCAGCUCCGAGCUGACAGAGCUGCAGGUGUGGAUCACAUCACCUGACUCUGACUGUGACGGUUACCCCAGUGUCACAUCGGAUGAGUCAUAUGAGCUGACUGUGGAUCAGCCCUUUGCUGUCCUGAAAGCACCAAAGGUCUGGGGAGCCCUGCACGGUCUGGAAACUUUCAGCCAGUUGAUGUAUGAAGAUGAAUAUGGAGCCAAAAGCAUCAAUGCCACAACAGUCAGUGACUUCCCCAGAUUUGCACACAGAGGAAUCUUGCUCGACAGCUCUCGGCAUUUCCUGCCCGUCAAAGUCAUCUUGGUUAAUCUGGAAGUAAUGGCGAUGAACAAAUUUAAUGUCUUCCACUGGCACAUUGUGGAUGAACAAGCCUUCCCUUACAUGAGCCAGACAUUCCCACAACUGAGCGAGAAGGGAGCUUACCACCCAUACACUCAUGUGUAUACACCUGCUGAUGUGAAGAUGGUGAUUGAGUUUGCCCGCAUGAGAGGCAUUCGCGUCAUCCCGGAGUUUGAUACCCCAGGACACACACAGUCAUGGGGCAAAGGCCAAGCCGAUCUGCUCACACCCUGUUACUCUGGCGACAAACCCUCGGGAACCUUCGGACCGGUAAACCCCAUCCUGAACACUACGUAUGACUUCAUGAAGCAGUUCUUCGGGGAGAUAAGCUCCGUGUUCCCCGAUGCCCACAUUCACCUCGGGGGUGAUGAGGUGGACUUCAGCUGCUGGAAGUCCAACCCAGACAUUAAGAAGUUCAUGGAUCAGCAAGGCUUCGGAGAUGACUACAGAAAACUGGAAUCAUUCUACAUCCAAAAACUCCUAGAUAUCGUCGCAGGAACCAAAAAGGGCUACACAAUCUGGCAGGAGGUCUUCGACAAUGGCGUUAAGCUGAAACCAGACACACAAAUCCACGUUUGGAAAGGGACCCAGCAGCAAUACCAGGAUGAGAUGGCACAUGUUACUUCAUCAGGGUACCAGACCCUGCUGUCUACUCCCUGGUACCUGAACCGUAUCUCCUACGGACAGGACUGGCUGGCCGCUUACAAGGCUGACCCGCAGGAUUUCAAGGGAACCGAGGCGCAGAAGAAACUUGUGAUGGGUGGAGAAGCUUGUUUGUGGGGUGAAUAUGUGGAUGCCACCAACCUGACACCCAGACUCUGGCCUCGUGCCAGUGCAGUGGCAGAGCGGCUGUGGAGCGCCAAGAAUGUGACAGACAUCAACGAUGCCUACAACAGACUGUCCAUGCACCGCUGUAGGAUGGUGGAGCGCGGGAUCCCAGCUGAGCCGUUGUUUUCCAGCUACUGUCGCCGUGAGUACAGAGGUAUCUGACGGGAGGUGAACAGCUGGCCACGGGGACGGAAAAGGGAAAAAUGAAUCAAAUCCAAACGCAAUCAUGCCUGAAUUGAAAACUGAUAUACAGAAAAUACAGAACAUGUUUUUGUGGAGAGAUGACAUCGAAACAUUGAGACACAUUGCCUUUCCAAUCUGCUUUACAGAGCUCUCGAUCAACAUCUAAUAUUAUCAAACAACUGGAUCAGUAACUACAUUCUUUGGUUUUUUUAAUGAAUGAUUGUAUAAUUGAUUGUGAAUAAAAUUUUGAGAUUUUAA
Paralichthys olivaceus (Japanese flounder) is the source of this 2012-nucleotide messenger RNA. RefSeq names its product hexosaminidase B (beta polypeptide) (gene hexb). Gene Ontology annotation, molecular function: beta-N-acetylhexosaminidase activity. Lineage: Eukaryota; Metazoa; Chordata; Actinopteri; Pleuronectiformes; Paralichthyidae. Gene Ontology annotation, cellular component: membrane; lysosome. Gene Ontology annotation, biological process: carbohydrate metabolic process; ganglioside catabolic process; glycosaminoglycan metabolic process. The record is from RefSeq and is a predicted model, not a curated record.